AUGGACGGUAAUCUGCAAACCGACUUCUCUACGAAGACCAAGCGAGGAGUCUACCUAUCCAAGGGCCUCGCUUUCGUCAUUCUUAUAAUUUUUGCAUUAGCAAUAGUUGCUACAGCAUUUCUAGUGUAUAAUUUCGCAGCCUGCCCAAGGUCUGAUCAGUUAGCAAAUGUAACAAAAUUCGAACUCACUCAUUGUGAUCAAUCUAAGUUGUUAGUUAUACCUUUAAGUACUGAAAAUAGUAAAAGUGUUAUAUCAGUGGAAAGCACGACUAAUAAUAUUGAAUCUACAACAAGGGAAGACGAAAACGCUGUCACUGACGUAAGACUACCAACUUAUAUCAAACCAGAAAAAUAUAAUUUAGUUCUAACUCCAUACAUUUAUGAGGGAAAUUUUACAUUUGAUGGUGAAAUCAGUAUUAUUUUAACUGUUAAGAACAAAACGAAUAAAGUUACUUUUCAUGGAGUUGAAUUGUAUUUCCAUAAGAUAAAACUGUAUAAAAAGGAAGAUGGCAAGGAAAUAAAGAUUAUAAGAAAAACUGAAGACGUACCAAGGCAGUUUCAUAUUAUUACCACAGCAGAAACAUUGAUAGCUGGACAACAAUAUGUGUUGAAUAUUACUUAUCUGGGUAUCCUUAAUGAUAAUCUUCAUGGAUUCUACAGAAGUUCUUAUGAAGAGAAAAAAGUGAAAAGAUGGAUAGCAGUAACGCAGUUCCAAGCCACAGAUGCUCGACGUGCCUUCCCAUGCUGGGAUGAACCUGCUCUAAAAGCCAAGUUUACUAUCAGCAUCGCCCGCCCCAGUAAUAUGACUUCUGUUUCCAACAUGAACAUUAUUAAACGGGAAAAACAUGAAUCAUUAAAAGACUACAUCUGGGAUCACUAUGCGGAGUCUCUCCCCAUGUCGACAUAUCUCGUCGCUUUCGCUGUUACCAAUUUCGGUAACAUGACCGAUAAUAACUUCUCAGUAUGGGCAAGAAAGGAGGCGUUACCGUCCGCUGCCUAUGCUUUGGAAAUUGGUCCGAAAAUAUUAAAGUUCCUAGAAGAUUAUUAUAAGAUCAAGUUCCCUUUACCUAAGAUCGAUAUGAUCGCGUUACCAGAUUUCAAAGCGGGAGCGAUGGAGAAUUGGGGAUUAUUAACUUUUAGAGAAAUAGCAAUGUUAUAUGACAAUGGGGUAUCACCAACCACUGCUAAAGCCAGAGUUGCAUCGGUUGUUGCACAUGAAAUCGCUCAUCAGUGGUUUGGGAACUUAGUCACACCUGCUUGGUGGUCUGAUAUUUGGUUAAAUGAAGGUUUCGCUAGUUACGUCGAGUACGUCGCAGUUGAUGCUGUGGAGAAAAGCUGGAAAUUAAUGGAGGUGUUUGUGCUGAAUGAAGUUCAAAGUGUUUUUAAGUUGGAUGCUUUAACGUCGUCUCAUCAGAUAUCAGUAGAAGUUGGAAAUCCAGAGGAAAUAGGAGCUAUAUUCGAUAAAAUAUCUUACGGAAAAGGUUCUGCAAUACUUCGGAUGAUGAAUCAUUUUUUGACUGACGAUGUCUUUAAUGCUGGCAUAACUGAUUAUCUAAAUGCUAAGAAGUUUGGUGAUGCUGAGCAAAGGGACUUGUGGAGUGCUUUGACGAAUGCUGCAAGAGAGAAGAAUGCUUUUGACGCGGACGUUGCUAUUGUCAUGGACUCUUGGACUUUGCAAACUGGCUUUCCUGUACUGACUAUUACUAGAGAUUAUAACAACGGCUCCAUUACAUUUAAACAGGAAAGAUUUAUUUUGAUAAAUGAUACAGUCAACGAACAUAACUCGUCGGUGUGGUGGAUUCCAGUAUCAUAUACAACUGCUUCAGAAAAAGACUUUGAAUCCACAAAACCUAAAUUGUGGUUACGAGGAGAGAGGUCAAUAGUGGUCGACAAUAUACGUGUAAAAGAAGAUGAUUGGUUCAUUGCCAACAUACAACAAACAGGAUUUUAUCGCGUUAACUAUGAUCAACGAAAUUGGGAAAUGUUAGUGAAAGUGCUGAAUGACAAAUCUCGUUUUGAAGAAAUCCAUCCAAUCAAUAGGGCUCAAAUAAUUGACGAUGCGAUGAAUUUGGCCCUCUCUGGUCGUCUUGAUUAUAAAACUGCUUUGGACAUUACGAGUUAUCUUUCUCACGAGAAAAGCUAUGUGCCCUGGAAGGCUGGUCUUGUAGCAUUAGGUUAUAUAGACACGAUGCUCUCUAAGGGAGCAUACUAUUUGGAAUAUAAGAGAUAUGUUUUGCGCCUUUUAAAUGUGGCUGUCCAUGAACUUGGGUGGGAGGUAUCGACUAACGAAAGUGUUGUCAGAGCUCAACACAGAGUGGACCUUCUGUCUACAGCUUGUCAUUUGCAACACGUCGAAUGUUUAGAGCACGCUGUAAGAAUGUACAUGAAUUGGAUGCUUACCGCAAAUCCUGACGCUUAUAAUGAUAUUCAUGCGGAUAUUCGCAGUACUGUAUACUGUGUUGGGGUACAAGCGGGUUACACAAGGGAAUGGCGUUUUGCUUGGGAAAGGUUCUUGGUAGCAAGUUCGCCAUCUGAGAGAGAACUGUUGCUCUCAGUGCUAGGAUGUACGAGGGCGCCUCAUUUAUUAUACAGAUAUCUCGAUUUAUCGCUUCGAAACGACAGUGGAAUAAGAAAACAGGACACUGUACGAGUGUUUUCAGCAGUUGCCAGCUCGUCUAUAGGAGAACCGAUUGCUUUCAAUUUUGUUAGAGCUAAUUGGCAAAGGCUUAAAGAAUAUGUUGGGUCAGUCUCUACCCUUAAUUCUAUACUGAAAGUGGUUACUAGAAGAUUAAAUCAAGUUCACGAAUACGAAGAGCUGAAAAGAUUUGUAUCAGAGUCCUGUAGUGACUUGGGGAGACCAGUUCAGCAAGUGUUAGAGCGGACUGCUGCCAACGUACAAUGGAUGGAGAGGAAUUAUCCAACAAUCGUUAACUGGCUUUUGGAAGCGGAUAAGACCUCCGGCAAUAUUGACGACGCG
Molecule: messenger RNA, 2976 nt
Organism: Brenthis ino (lesser marbled fritillary)
Lineage: Eukaryota; Metazoa; Arthropoda; Insecta; Lepidoptera; Nymphalidae
Source: the annotation of a GenBank genome assembly